AUUUUAUUUUUUGUUAGCUUGGUUGAAAUGGUGUUUGUUUAGGGUAAUAGUACAAUAAACAGCAGCAGAUGAUACUGAUGAGAUGAACAGAGAGAUCUCUAAUCUUUUGUCUGACCCCAAACACACACUGCCACUUCUUUACCAGUGACAUCAUCAUCAUCAACAUCAAGGGUUUUGUAGGCCAAGAAAAGUGAAAAUUUACUCUUCCCUAUACUUGCUAUUUAGCUAUAAGCCCACCUAAAACACAAAACAAAAUAUUUUCUUUUCUCUUUUGUUCUAGUAGUAGUACUUGUGAUGAGGAACUUUAUAGUUUGUAGUAUAUUUUCCCAAGAAAAUCCUCGUUGAGAGAAAGGAAAACUUUUUUUGUUUGUGUUGUUGUUGGGUUGUCCUGGUCAAGCUGGUGGCUAAUUGUUGAAAAAAAAAACCAUUUCUGUAGUUUAGUUACUGAAUAGAAUAGUACAGAUAAAAAAGAGACCCAAUUUACCAAAAGCUGAGUUUUUGAGAGAGGAGGGUACAAAGAUGGGUUAGCCUGGAAAAAAAAGCUGUCUUUUUUAGGGUGUUUGUGGUGAGGUGAAAUUAGAAGCAUUGAAUGGCAGUGGCUUUUGUUAGAGGCCACAGUAGUAUCAGGUUUCAGUGGUGGUGUGUCUUCCAUUAAAAGCUGGAACAGGGAAAGCAUAAAGAGCCGAGCCUGGAUCCAUACAGUCAUCAUCAGCAGCAGCAACGACAGGAGGAAGAGCUUGCAAGAAACCAAAAAGGGAUCUUCCAAGGGCAGCAACAGUUGUAUGCAAGCCUGGAAACUCAGUACCCGCAGCCACCAAAGAAGAGCUCGUACUUGCCGUCGUCCAGUACAUCUUUCGCUUCGAAAUCGACACAACAUGCAAGAAAAAUGGGGGAUAGCCACCACCAAGCUGCAACGUCGUCAAGAUUGGGGAUAAGGCACUCUGGAGGGGAGAUCGUUGAGGUCCAAGGUGGUCACAUUGUUCGGUCAACCGGAAGGAAAGACCGCCACAGUAAAGUUUGCACUGCUAAAGGUCCUCGGGACCGACGUGUUCGUCUCUCCGCUCACACCGCCAUCCAGUUCUACGACGUCCAGGACCGCCUCGGCUACGACCGUCCCAGCAAGGCCGUGGAUUGGCUUAUAAAAAAAGCCAAGUCCGCCAUUGACGAGCUCGCUGAGCUACCUCCUUGGAACCCAGAAAGUUUUAAUACAUCGACUUUGAUUGCUAAACCUAGUAACCAGGAAGACCAAAACUUGACGACAACGACGACAGACAAUGAUAAGCCGUAUCAGUCUCACAUCAACCAUGGUGGAAACCUGGCGGAUAACCUUUCUGCUGGGUCGGGAGCUCGGAGGAGAACGGCUACUAUAAUGGGGAAUGAAGUUCAAAGUCUUCAGCAACAAGAAAUGGGAGAUAACCUGAAUCAUAAUUCUGGUUUUCUUCCACCUUCUUUAGUCUCUGAUGAGAUUGCCGAUACCAUUAAGUCUUUUUUUCCAUUGGGAGCUUCGAGUGAGACGCCGUCUUCUUCCAUACAGUUUCAGAACUAUCCACCGGAUUUGUUGUCGAGGACCAGUAGCCACAGUCAGGAUCUUCGGCUUUCACUUCAUUCGUUUCCGGAGCCGAUUCUUUUGCACCACCACCACGACGCAAAAGCUGCGACAGCUCAGGCACAGCACAACGAGCCUGUUUUAUUCUCUGGGACCAACCCAUUAGCUGGUUUUGAUGGGUCUUCUGCUGGAUGGGAGCAUCACCAUCAACAUCCGGCGGAGAUUGGAAGGCUCCAGAGAUUGUUUGCUUGGAAUAAUAGCUGUGCUGCUGCUGACACCGGCAGUAGCGGUGGUGCUGGCAGUGGCAGUAGCGGAGUAGGAGGAUUUCUCUUUGGUACUCCUACACCGCAGCCACUGCCGCAGUCUUUUGGCCAUAACAGCCAAUUGUUUUCUCAGAGGGGACCCCUUCAGUCCAGUAACAUUCCCUUGGUUCGUGCUUGGAUAGACCAGCCAAUGUCCAGAACUGACAAUUACCAACACCAUCAACAUCACCAUCAUAUCUCAGAAAGCAUCCAUCAUCAAGUUGCUUUAUCUGGCAUUGGAUUCACCGCACCUGGUGUAUUCUCUGGGUUUCGCAUUCCAGCACGAAUUCAUGGCGACGAAGUUGAGCAUGACAGCAUCGCCAAUAAGCUGUCCUCUGCUUCAUCCGAUUCUCACCAUUGAUAGAGUAAAACAAACGAAAGCCAAAGUCUUUCCCCUGUAUCAUGUGAUUGGUCUUUCAGCACUGGUUGAUCGUUGAUCAUUGACUACUGACUGUGAACUCAAUGAGGAGAUAGUAUGAUGGAUUCGAGAGUCGAAUACCGGAUCGAGAGAAGAUUUUGCUCACUUUGAAUCAAUGGCCUAUUGCCGUGGGAAGAAGAAAUCUGGGUGGAUUUCAGGUUUUUCAUUCCCCGGUUUUAUUUAGUUUCUGUCAGUUAACUGUGUUGUAGCAUAAUUUUACAUUCUCGUGGGCUCGUAGGGCUUAACACCGGUUUCCUUCUUUG
Hibiscus syriacus is the source of this 2529-nucleotide messenger RNA. Its product is annotated as transcription factor TCP4-like. The record is from RefSeq and is a predicted model, not a curated record. Gene Ontology annotation, cellular component: nucleus. Gene Ontology annotation, molecular function: sequence-specific DNA binding; DNA-binding transcription factor activity. The transcript is spliced from 2 exons. Gene Ontology annotation, biological process: regulation of secondary shoot formation. NCBI's taxonomy places the organism in Eukaryota, Viridiplantae, Streptophyta, Magnoliopsida, Malvales, Malvaceae. Bases 887 to 2209 code for a protein of 440 amino acids.